Symbiodinium pilosum is the source of this 1836-nucleotide messenger RNA. The record is from the annotation of a GenBank genome assembly. NCBI's taxonomy places the organism in Eukaryota, Dinophyceae, Suessiales, Symbiodiniaceae.
AUGAGCUUCAAUGUCAGAGAUGCGCAGCGACGUGAGCAAAAAGUAGCUGAUGAUGCGCCAUUUGUUUAUCCGACAGUGAACAUCUCCCAGGACAAGUUCGUGCCGGCGCAGAAGGUCGUAGAGAUCUUUGCCAUAUUCUGGGCCUUUGAUCGAACCCGUGACAUAGCCGCCCUCAUCUACGCCCACGACCCAGUCGGCAGGGCCAUCCUGGCAAACUUUAAGAGACAAGCGCAGAUUCAGGCGGCAAUCCUUGGCGAGGGGGCAGUUUUGGACACCGAGACUUACCACUGGGUCGUGUCUGAAGUCGGGCACCCAGAUUUUGGCAGAACCAUCGAUGGGGGCCUUCUUGCAAAUGAGGCCACUGGACUUGCAUUCUCCCAAAAAGGCGUCAUCAUUCAGGGUGGUGAAGAGCUGUUUGUGGAGCGAGUGGGGGCGAGCGACCUUGAGGACUGGAAGCGGCGGCAUGGGCUCAACCGAGCGGAUGUCCGGCUCCUGGGAGAUCAUCGUGAUGCUGGAGGCAAAAAGGUUUUGGCCCUCAAGGACGCGGUGACCCUCAUGAAGUUGCCGAUCGACCCCGAGUUUCCCAUAGCUGGCGCUCGUGCGGCUAAGGAGUUCCACGAGGCGGUGGCUGCUUCCAAAGAGGGCUUCCUCACCUACCACUCGGAGUGGCUUCGACUUUCGGGAGUCAGUCGCAAGGCCAGUGCAUCCCACAUUCACCGUGCAAUCUGCGAAGCUUUGCGACUCAUGCGCAGCUACGACCAGGUUGACGCAAGCGCUUUGGCAGUGGGAGAACACCUUUGCAGAUGGGCCAUCCAGACUGAGCUUGCUGUGGAGCGCAACCCCAACAUGCCCGAUUUCUCAGGCUUGGACAUCAUCAGUGGCACGGCCAUUCUUCCCGAUGGCAGGGCUUCUACCAGCAAGUUCUCAGAGCGGGUGUCUGGCCGCCUUAAAGAAAGGGCUUCGCUCUGGAAACAAGAACGGCUCUUUCGUCAGGAACGCCGGCAGCUUCGCACGAAAGGUGGUCGGGCUCCUGGUGAUGAGUCCAGCUCCGAGGAGACAGGCAAGGGCGGCAAGAAGAAGAAAAAGAAGGGAGGCAAAGAUCAACCAGGUGAUGGAGCAGGAGCCGGCGCCUCGACGGGAGUCGCCUCUCGAUACAGAAAGCAUGGCGACCCUUUUCCUUUGCCACGGUUGGGUUCGACUUUUCCUUCUACGACUCCAGCCCGGCUCAAACUGCUCCAGCGAGCUGACGCGGCUCUCCGCUCUUUGAAUAAGCUUGCUGCGGUACCUACUUCGCCGACUACCUCUUCGUCGCUGCCGUUGACCUCGGUGCAAACCUGGAUGAUGGAUGAUGUGAUGAGGAGGGUGGGCCAGUAUGGCGAAUGUCCCCCCGAAAUCUCGGAGGCAUCCGCCUUGCCCGACUUGGGCAAACGCGCGCACCUGUAUACGCAGGAGGCCAACCACCUUGUGGACACGGACCUGGAAAAGAUCAAGAUUCUUCGUCGUCGACUUCAGCCCACAGACGCCAAGUCCCUGGCUCCACCGGAGGCACGCGGCUACUUGGAGCACUUCGGCACCUUCAUGAAACGCACGCCCGAGGAGUUGGAGGCACUCCGCCUCAACUCCGACCUGGUGGAACCUUACUGGGAUCCGGGUCUACGACGUGAUCGAGCUCGACGGCUUCAACUGUACGUGGCACUUCAUCAGGAAUCUCCUCACUUUUCGUCGACGCCGGAAGGCACGAGUGGGCUUCUUCACGGUGAGGAAAAAGGGCACGGAUCAGCAAAGGUUGAUCAUAGAUGCCCGACAGGCCAACUCCUGUCACAGACCACCUCCUAA